Molecule: messenger RNA, 1426 nt
Organism: Cornus florida
Lineage: Eukaryota; Viridiplantae; Streptophyta; Magnoliopsida; Cornales; Cornaceae
Product: 2-methylene-furan-3-one reductase-like
Exons: 4
Coding region: 45-1220 (391 amino acids)
Molecular function (GO): zinc ion binding; oxidoreductase activity, acting on the CH-CH group of donors, NAD or NADP as acceptor
Source: RefSeq, a predicted model, not a curated record
GUGUGUGACAAAAGAGAUAAGCACGUAAAAACUGUUGGAACACAAUGGAAGCCCUCUUCACCUCCACCACUCUCCAAUCCAGACUCCUCCUCUACCCCCACUCUCUCCCCUCCUCCACCCAACCCCCAUUUUCUCUCUCUACACUCAGAACAAGCAGAACCAGAAGGAGAAGCACUUCAAUUCAGAAGGGUCGGUCACCAUCCCCGGUUUUUCCUCUCAGAGUCUCUGCAAAUUCCCAAGCUGCCCCUGCCUCCACUGAAACCUCCGUGGCCUCCUCCAUACCCUCUACCAUGAAGGCUUGGGUCUACGGCGAAUACGGCGGCGUUGAUGUCUUGAAGUUCGAUUCGAGUGUUUCGGUGCCUCAGGUGAUGGAUGAUCAGGUCCUCAUCAAGGUUGCUGCAGCUGGUAUUAACCCUGUUGAUUUCAAGAGGAGACUGGGAAAAUUCAAGGCCACCGAUUCUCCUCUCCCAACUGUUCCGGGCUAUGAUGUUGCUGGUGUGGUGGUAAAGGUUGGACGCCAAGUAAAGGGCCUAAAGGAAGGGGAUGAAGUAUACGGGGACAUCAAUGAGAAAGCAUUGGAAGGACCUAAGCAGUUUGGCUCUAUCGCGGAGUACACUGCCGUUGAAGAGAAAUUGUUGGCUCUAAAACCCAAAAAUAUAGACUUUGUUCAGGCUGCUGGUCUUCCUCUUGCCAUUGAGACUGCCUAUGAAGGUCUCGAAAAGGCCGGAUUUUCAGCUGGUAAAUCAAUCCUUGUUUUGAAUGGUGCUGGUGGAGUUGGAUCCUUAGUAAUUCAGUUGGCAAAACAUGUAUUUGGCGCUUCAAAAGUUGCAGCUACUUCUAGCACAGGAAAAUUAGAGUUGCUGAAAAGUUUGGGUGCUGAUUUGGCUAUCGACUACACCAAGGAGAACUUCGAAGACCUACCAGAGAAAUUCGAUGUGAUUUAUGAUGCAAUUGGGCAGGGAGAUAGGGCAGUGAAGGCAGUGAAGGAAGGGGGCAGCAUUGUGGUCCUAACUGGUGCUGUGACACCACCUGGUUUCAGAUUUGUUGUCACUUCCAAUGGAGCAGUGUUAGAGAAACUAAAUCCAUUUUUGGAGAGCGGGAAGGUGAAGCCGGUGGUCGAUCCCCAAGGCCCUUUCCCAUUUGAUAAGGUUGUUGAAGCUUUCUCUUAUCUUGAAACAAAUCGCGCCACUGGAAAGGUAGUUAUACACCCAAUUCCAUGAGGAGAAACAAUAAAACUUAGGCUGUUUUGCCAUGUAUAUGACUGUUAUCUAUCAUUAGAUUGUUAGAGAUUGAGAAUGCUUUGAUGCAUAAAGUAUAUGAUAUCCAAGUGUCUACAAAACAUACUGUCCCCAAAGCCUCUACCCAGUGGGCACUAUUUAGUUCUAAUAAUAUCACAUGUAUCUGCCAAAUUAUAUUUCCAAAUUCA